Messenger RNA from Acinonyx jubatus (cheetah), 3183 nucleotides. RefSeq names its product ataxin 10 (gene ATXN10). Gene Ontology annotation, biological process: neuron projection development. Gene Ontology annotation, cellular component: cytosol. Lineage: Eukaryota; Metazoa; Chordata; Mammalia; Carnivora; Felidae. The transcript is spliced from 10 exons. The record is from RefSeq and is a predicted model, not a curated record. The coding region runs from base 213 to 1421 and encodes 402 amino acids.
GCGCCGCGUCGUCCCCGUCGCCGCCCGAGGGGAGCCUGGGAGCGCGUCGUCGCGCUCUCCCGCGGGGCCCGGGCUGCGGCGGCGCGGAGGCGGCGGCGGCGGCGUCCGGCGGCUGCGGGGCGCGCUCCUCCCCGGCCUGCGCUCGCCCCGCGCCUCCUGCUCCUCCUCCUGCUCCUCGUCGGCGCCCGGCUCCGCGAGCUGCGAGCGGCAAGAUGGCGGCGCCCAGGCCGCCGCCCGCCCGGCUGUCCGGCGUCAUGGUGCCCGCGCCCAUCCAGGACCUGGAGGCCCUCCGCGCGCUGACGGCGCUCUUCAAAGAGCAGCGGAACCGAGAAACGGCACCCAGGACUAUCUUCCAAAGAGUCCUGGACAUCUUGAAGAAAUCUUCUCAUGCUGUUGAGCUGGCCUGCAGAGACCCUUCCCAAGUGGAACAUCUCACUUCCAGUCUGCAGCUAAUAACAGAAUGCUUCCGGUGUCUCCGAAAUGCCUGCAUAGAGUGUUCCGUGAACCAGAAUUCCAUCAGGAACUUGGAUACAAUUGGCGUCGCUGUCGAUUUGAUUCUUCUUUUCCGUGAACUGCGGGUGGAACAGGAAUCCCUGUUGACAGCAUUUCGCUGUGGCCUGCAGUUUCUAGGCAACAUCGCCUCACGGAAUGAAGAUUCGCAGUCUGUCGUGUGGGUGCACGCUUUCCCAGAACUCUUUCUGUCUUGCUUAAAUCAUCCAGACAAGAAAAUUGUUGCCUACUCGUCAAUGAUUUUGUUCACCUCCCUGAACUCUGAGAGAAUGAAAGAACUGGAAGAGAAUCUGAACAUCGCGAUUGACGUCGUCGAAGCUCACCAGAGGCAGCCCGAGUCGGAAUGGCCGUUCUUGAUUAUUACAGACCAUUUUCUGAAAAGCCCGGAAUUGGUGAAAGCCAUGUAUGCCAAAAUGAGCAAUCAAGAAAGAGUCACCUUGUUGGACCUUAUGAUAGCGAAAAUCGUGGGUGAUGAGCCACUGACCAAGGAUGACAUCCCUGUGUUUUUGAGCCAUGCCGAGUUGAUUGCAAGCACGUUUGUGAAUCAGUGCAAGAUCGUGCUGAAACUGACCUCUGAGCAGCACGCUGACGAUGAGGAGGCGUUGGCCACGAUUAGGCUUCUCGAUGUCUUGUGUGAAAUGACCGCCAACACCGAUCUGCUCAGCUAUCUGCAGGUUUUCCCUGGCUUGCUGGAAAGAGUGAUUGAUCUUUUACGACUGAUUCACGUGGCUGGCAAUGACACUGCGAACAUCUUCAGUACCAGUGGUUGUGUAAAAGCAGAGGGUGACGUCUCAAACGUGGCUGAAGGUUUUAAGUCUCAUCUUAUUCGUCUGAUUGGAAAUCUGUGUUAUAAGAAUAAAGAUAACCAAGACAAGAUGACAGCAAACAACACUGAGGGCCAGAGAAGUUAAGUAUCUGUGCCCAGGACCACACAGCUGUUGAGAGACAUGAGUAAGAGAGACUUUGUUAUUUAGGCUGCUUGGAUUGGGGUGGGGUGGGGUGGGGUGUAUUGGUUCCCACAGGACAGAUUAACCUAUCCCAGCUGGUGUGAGGGUCAGUGUGGAAGGGACUGGGACAGGAGGACUCCCCCAUCCCAUCCUGGGGAGGAGAAGGCAGUUAGACUUUGGCCACGGGCAUCUGGAGUGGAGGGAAGCCUGAUUGGGGCACGAAGAGAAGACAGGACAUGAAGGGACCUGGCAGGAAGAAGCCCAGAGAGGCAGGGCUGCUGGGGACAUGGCUCUUGGCGGACCAGCCGUGGGGAGAAGUGAGCGAGCGGCUCGUAGAGGCCUGACCGUGGCCAGGACCGCCUCGGCAGUUUGAGCUGCCGUUGAAGUACCAUCUGGAAUAUGGCGGGGCUUCUCCUCACUCCUGGGCACCUGCGUGAGUGCUCCGGCCGCUCUAACGAAUGAAGAUUUCCAAAUACGACUGUUCUCGAACCGUGAAACUCCUCCAAGCUCUUGCUUACUGGCGUAUCUAUCUGCUUUUUCAUUCCCUUCUCCCCUUUAUAGGAAGGUUGGAAAAGCAGUAAUUGAUGCAAUUGUACUAUAAGAGGUAUAAACUCCUUUUAAAAGUGAAAGUUAACUGUGGUGCAGGCUUGUGAUACAGUUUGUGCUAGGAAACAUCUUUUUCCUUCUUAUGGAACUUGCAAAUGCAGCGAAUAAGACGUUUUAUACAAGCCUUUUAUCAUCUACUUCUUCCCUGCUUUUGCAUAGUCAUUAUUAGUGAUUACACAAAAAUCUGUUCUAAGCUACACCCCAGGGAAUGGCAGAAGUUGGUUGGUCGUCUAAAUGGUCUCUAAUUAAAGUUGAAAAAAAUUAGGUUGUCGUAGAGGUAUUUUUCAAAUGUUGGCUAAAACAGAGGAGGCUGGUUUAAGAGCAGUGGGGUUGAAAUGGUACUUAAAUGGAUUAAAGUUUAAUUUGUUUUUUUAAAAAACCACAUCUGUCUGGGAUGUUGCAGGUGCGGUACUAAUUUUCAGCAGGUGAAUGGACCAGGUGAGCCUUUGCCUUCUGACUCCCAGGGAUUUCUGAUCCUUAAACAAUUUCCUAUUUAAACCUAUGUUUUUACUUUGCUUUAUGGUUUAAAUGAGCUGAACAACGAAAAUCAGUCAUCAAAAUGAUAUUGUACUCAUAACAAUUACAGAAAUAGAGGCUUGAAGUUAUUGGCGGGGGGGGGGGGGUUGUAAAUUAAUUCCUUCUGUCUGUGCUGGCUUUGGUCAUGGCAUUUCUGAAGCUGCUUUUGUAACCCUUUCCCCCUCGGAUGUCUCCCUUGACUGGUCUGUAUUUCUUGAGGGGCAGUUACCUACUAGCGUGUGUGUGUGCGUGCGUGUGUGUGCGUGCGUGUGCGUGUGCAUCCGGCCUGAUGGAGGGUCUGGCUCAGAAUAGGCCCUCACACCUUCAUGGAUGCCUCUCCCCUGCCAACCAGAGGGGUGACUGUUUCUUACUUACCUUCGCAAUAAUAGGUGACGGAUAAAGCAGACCAUUCCAGUCGGGUGCAGGAUCCUUUGACUACUACAUCUUCUUCGCUUAAUAUUGUUGAUCGUACACACACUUGGUGACAUCUUUGAAUGUGUCUCUGAACUGUAUCGUUCUUUAGUAAAAUGGUAUUCUCACCCUGACUGGCUCGACUGUAAUCAGAUAUGUGCCCUUGGACUUGCUGGGCCUUCCUGGAUGUACA